GGUGUCUACCGGGCCCAUCUGCUGGGCCCUCACGGCACCAGCAGCAGGUAAGGGGACAACGGGCCGGGGCCGGUGAGCCUUGGCGCUUUGUCCAGCGAUGGUGCUUUAUACAAUACAAGGAUACGAAAUCGAAAUCAACUCACACCCCGCGCCAGCAGUUGUACGUGACAAAACUGUGGUGUGCAUAGACAUACACGUAUGAGACGUACUGCUUGAGGGCUGUCGACGGUAUGAUGAAGGCGGUGUUGCAGCCGAUGGGAAUGGUGUUGAGGGGUCCAUUUCUUACAGUGGAUCGUUGCUGCUCCACUGGGCUGCAUCAGUCCUGGAAGAAGUCACCCUUAACAGGCUCAAAUCUGUUGGCAUCAGCAGGUAGACUGAAGCACCACGCACAAGUUCUUCAAGGAAGCAAGGGUCCUGUGCACGUUGUGCAAAGGCCUUCUCCUGCUAACAGCCAAAUCAGAGGAAGCAGGAGGUUCACAGUGGCAAUGGGGAAUUCAGAGGAAGCAGCAGCAGCAACAAAUGUGGCAUUGAAAGAUACAGGAGCCCCAACCAUUUUUGACAAGAUUGUGAAGAAGGAAAUUCCCUGCACAAGCGUAUAUGAGGAUGACAAGUGUUUGGCUUUCAAGGACAUCAGCCCCCAAGCCCCCGUGCACAUAGUUCUUAUCCCAAAGGAGCGAGAUGGACUAACUCAGCUAUCUAAGGCGGAGGAGCGGCAUAAGGACAUUCUGGGUCAUCUGCUCUAUGUUGCACAGCUUGUUGCGAAACAGCAAGGGCUUGAUGAGGGAUUCCGAAUUGUCAUCAAUGACGGCGCACAAGGAUGUCAAUCAGUGUACCAUUUGCACAUUCACAUCAUUGGCGGCCGGAUGAUGAAGUGGCCACCUGGCUAAUAUAAUAUAUCUUCACGACGCUGAAUCUGUUGGUGUUCCUAGUGAGGGAGUGUCUUGGGUGGUCACAGACGUAGUGCAUAUGUGCACAGGGACUUGGGUUAUGAAUCAUUCCUAGCUUAUUUGUAGCAAGAACCCACUGUUUGGGGUCUGUGUGGGUCCCGCUGCCCCUGCCAUCAAGGCUUUGCGAGCAUGGUUUUUUGCUAUUUUGGACUCUGGGGGGGGUGACAACUGUGCAAGUAGGAAAAAAUAGUGGGAAGAAGGUUGUUUAUGGGUUGCGGAGGGGGGGCAAUUCUCUCUUUUAUCGGUAUCAGAUACUAUCAGUAUGAUGGAGUCUGGUUUGAUUGUUGGUCGGCCAUUCGUCUAAGAGUUGCCUCUUUGUUGCUUUGUCUUUUGUUUUGCAUUGAUUGGCUUGCAUGGCGAGUUAAUAUGCGAUAUCU
Molecule: messenger RNA, 1324 nt
Organism: Chara braunii
Lineage: Eukaryota; Viridiplantae; Streptophyta; Charophyceae; Charales; Characeae
Source: the annotation of a GenBank genome assembly